This is a messenger RNA of Funneliformis mosseae, 1170 nucleotides long. The record is from the annotation of a GenBank genome assembly. NCBI's taxonomy places the organism in Eukaryota, Fungi, Glomeromycota, Glomeromycetes, Glomerales, Glomeraceae.
AUGCCACCUCCUGAUACAGAACCUCAAUCACAAUUAACUCAUCGUCAAUCCAUAACCACAAAAAAAUUCGAACGUGAUUAUGUACCACCGAAUUUCACCAUAAAAGAACUUCGUCAAGCGAUACCACCACAUUGUUUUGAAAGAGAUACAUUAAAAUCAUUUAGCUAUGUUUUAAAAGAUUUAGCCGUCAUUGGGGUCUUAGCUUAUGCUGCCACCUAUAUUGACUCUCAUUUACCACUAGCUUUACGUUUCAUAGCUUGGCCAACAUAUUGGUUUUUUUGUGGAGCGUUCGCAACAGGAGUUUGGGUGAUUGCUCAUGAAUGUGGUCAUCAGGCUUUCUCUCCCUCGAAAACGAUCAAUAAUGCCGUUGGUUUUGUUCUUCAUUCGGCCUUAUUAGUGCCUUAUCAUUCAUGGAGAAUUUCCCAUUCAAAACAUCACAAGCAUACUGGUCAUGUGACUAAGGAUCAAGUUUUUGUACCUAAAACCAGAUCAAAAUUAGGUUUGCAUUUGCCUACUGAUGAUCCCGAACAGAUGAAUCAUUCCGUAUUUGAAGAUACACCAAUCAUCACCUUAUUCAAUUUAAUUGGUCAACAAUUACUCGGUUGGCCUAUGUAUUUAAUUUUCAAUUCUUCCGGACAAGUUUAUGAUGAUCGUUGGGCAAAUCACUUUAACCCUAAUUCUCCCAUCUUUGAUCCUAAAAAUUAUGUUGACGUCAUCAUCUCCGAUAUUGGUAUGAUCAUUGCUUUAUCGGCUAUGGUUUAUCUAUCUUACGUUUAUUCGUUCCUUAGCGUGGCCAAAUAUUAUUUAAUUCCUUAUUUGAUCGUGAAUCAUUGGCUUGUCUUGAUUACUUUUCUUCAACACACCGAUCCCAAGUUACCUCAUUAUCGUGAAGGUCAAUGGGAUUUCAUUCGUGGUGCUACUUGUACAGUCGACCGUCAUAUUGGUUUUCUCGAUUCAAUCUUUCACAAAAUUACUUCAACUCAUGUAGCACAUCAUAUGUUUAGUACGAUGCCUCAUUAUAAUGCCGAAGAAGCUACUCAUCAUCUUGAAAAAGUACUCGGUCCUUAUUAUAUUUUUGAUGAUACACCUAUCUUUAAAGCUCUUUGGAGAAGCUUUUCCACUUGUAAAUAUAUUGAAGAUGAAGGCGAUAUUCUUUUUUACAAAAAUUAG